AUGUGGGGCAGAAUAUUGGCAGUGGCUACUGCUUUCGCGGGCACAGUUGUCGCUCAAAGUGAAGCGGGUGUGGCUCCGUUGGACAGACCGCGUCGUGAUUUGUUCGAAAAGAACCUUACUGCAUGCCCUGGCUAUGUUGCCACCAAACAGUGGGAGACCAAAUCUGGAUUCUACGCCGAUCUUUCACUCGCUGGCGAUGCUUGUAACGUCUACGGCACUGAUUUAAAGGACCUGAAGCUAGAGGUCGAGUACCAAACACAAGAUCGACUUCAUGUCAAGAUUCUGGACACCAACAACACAGUGUACCAAGUGCCUGAUGCUGUCUUCCCGCGCCCUGGCUACGGACAAUGGACCUCACCAAAGAACUCGAAGCUGAAGUUCAAUUUCAACGCCAGCCCUUUCGCCUUCUCAGUGUCGCGGACAGACACUGGUGAGGUACUCUUCGAUACGACUGGCAACCAGCUGGUAUUUGAAAGGCAAUAUGUGUACAUCAAAACAAGCCUACCGGAACGUCCUCACCUUUACGGAUUGGGCGAGCACAGCGACAAGUUCAUGCUGAACACGACGAAUUAUACCCGAACCAUCUACACGCGAGAUGCGUACGGUACCCCUCAAGGACAAAACCUUUAUGGUGCUCACCCCAUUUACUUUGAUCAUCGUGGUAAUGCCACCCACGGUGUCUUCCUCCUCAACUCCAACGGCAUGGACAUAUAUCUGGAUAACGCCGGCGGAAACCAAUAUCUGGAAUACAACAUCAUUGGCGGAGUACUUGACUUUUACUUCGUUGCCGGUCCUGGUCCCAAGGAGGUUGCUCAGCAAUAUGCAGAGAUCACUCAAUUGCCACAAAUGUCUCCUUACUGGGGACUGGGAUUCCACCAAUGCAGAUACGGCUAUCAGGACGUGUACAACGUUGCUGCCGUUGUAGCGAACUACUCUGCAGCCGGUAUUCCGCUGGAGACCAUGUGGACUGACAUUGACUACAUGGAGCUGCGCCGAAUCUUCACACUUGAUCCGGAACGCUUCCCGGCUGACCUUGUAAAGGAUCUUGUGGACACAAUCCACGCAAGAGAUCAGCAUUACAUUGUCAUGGUGGAUCCUGCUGUCUACUCUGUUGAGACAGAGAGGAACACAGCUCUGACCAAAGGUCUCGACCAGGGAAUCUUUAUCAACGACAACGACAGUGCUCCAUACGAGGGCGUUGUGUGGGCUGGGCAGAGCUACUUCCCUGAUUGGUUUAAUCCUAAGUCGCAACAGUACUGGAGCGAAUUGUUCCUUCAGUUCUUCGAUGGCACAAACGGUCCCGAUAUCGAUGCUCUGUGGAUUGACAUGAAUGAGCCAGCCAACUUUUACAACCGUCCUUAUCCUGGUAACAACACCACUCCAGAGAACUUUGCCGAGGUCGAUGGAGAUCCUCCAAUGCCACCUCCGGUUCGUGACGGACCAGACGCUCCUAUUCCAGGCUUUCCAGCUAGUCUUCAGCCAAACUUCYCUGGAGAGGGUACAAAUGUAACCAAGCGCGUCGUGAUGAUAAAACGCUCGACCAGCAAUGGGCAGACCGAGCGCGGUGGAGGGCGUUGGAAGUCUCUGUACCAGCAAUGGGGUCAGGGUGGCUAUGGUGCUGCUGGCACUGGCUGGCAAAAUGGCAAGUCGACUGGUUCUGGCUGUGGACCAAAGGAAUGUCUUGGUCUGCCCAACCGCGAACUGGUCUUACCCCCUUACAUGAUUCAAAAUGGUGCAGGCCCAACUCUUGCUGACGGUACGACUGACACCGAUCUUGUCCAAUACGGCGGCCUUGUCCAGUACGACACGCACAACUUGUACGGCGCCAUGAUGUCUUCCACAUCGCAGCAAGCCAUGCUUGCUAGACGUCCAAAUGAACGUGCUAUGGUCAUCACUCGCAGCACUUUUGCUGGCUCUGGAAAGGACGUCUCCCACUGGCUUGGCGACAACUUGUCUGAGUGGUUCCAGUACCGUUUUUCCAUCUCUCAGAUACUGCAAUUCGCAGCGCUAUACCAAGUCCCGCUUGUGGGAUCUGAUGUUUGUGGGUUUGGCGGGAACGUUACGGAAACACUAUGCGCGAGAUGGGCAACUCUCGGAGCUUUCUACACCUUCUACCGCAACCAUGCCGAAAUCUCCGCAAAUGACCAGGAAUUCUACCGCUGGGAGUCGGUCACUCGAGCUGCUCAAAAUGCCAUUUCUAUUAGAUACCAGCUUCUCGAUUACAUCUACACGGCAAUGUACAAGCAGAAUCAGACCGGCCUACCUUCAUUAAACCCUCUCUUCUUCAACUACCCCACAGACGUCAACACAUACCCCAUCGACCUACAAUUUUUCUACGGCGAAGGAAUUCUCGUCUCUCCAGUCACAGAAGAGAACUCCACACGCGUGGAAUACUACCUUCCCAACGACAUCUUCUACGAAUGGGGAACCGGCAAGCCCGUACGCGGCGAGGGCACUUUCGUUUCCGCAGACGUCGAACUCGAAGACAUUACCCUCCACUACAAAGGCGGAAUCAUAUACCCCCAACGUAUCACAAGCGCCAACACGACCACAGCAUUGCGAACAAAAGGUUUCAAUAUCGUAGUCGCACCUGGUCUGGAUGGUGAAGCGAGCGGUUCACUUUACCUUGAUGAUGGAAUCUCUAAUGUCCAGGAUGCUGUCUCGGAGAUUGAUUUCCAUUACAAGGAUGGGUGUCUUAGUAUGUCUGGCUCCUUUGAGUAUGAUGCUGGGCCAGUUCAUAUUGAGAUGAUUACUAUUCUUGGGGUGGGUGAGGAACCGGAUUGCGUUGAGGGUGCGGAAUAUGAUGAGGAGAAUUGGAAGCUUAGUGUGCUUGUUGAUGUGCCGUUGACGUGUGAAGCUGAGCUGUAUGUCUUUUUAGAUAGGACUUAUUAG
This is a messenger RNA of Ramularia collo-cygni, 2892 nucleotides long. RefSeq names its product related to alpha-glucosidase b. Bases 1 to 2892 code for a protein of 963 amino acids. Lineage: Eukaryota; Fungi; Ascomycota; Dothideomycetes; Mycosphaerellales; Mycosphaerellaceae. Gene Ontology annotation, molecular function: carbohydrate binding; hydrolase activity, hydrolyzing O-glycosyl compounds. The record is from RefSeq and is a predicted model, not a curated record. The transcript is spliced from 7 exons. Gene Ontology annotation, biological process: carbohydrate metabolic process.